CUCACUUCACUUCACCCUUCUUCUGUCUGCUUCGACGCCUCGACGCCACACUUGGCAGCAGCUCGCACUCGACAGCAGCCGCUGCUGCUACUCUGCGACGCGGUCUGCGCCAUUGUGACAGCUAGCGCUGCACUGGUCUCGCCCUCGCCCUCGCCUCCGCCUCCGCCCACCGCGCGCCCACGCAGCCUACACGUACACGCCCACGUCCUCCUACACCCCUGCUCCCUCCCGCCAUGAGGAGGCGACGGUGGGCGCCGCUCGCCGCCGCGUGCCUCGUCGCGCUCGCGGCGCUCCUGGCCGCCGUCCACGGCGGCGGCGGUGGCGGCGCUCGGGGCGCCGCCGCGCCAAUGCCCGCGACCCGCCGCCCGGAGGCGAGCGCGCGCGUCGCCGCCUUCGACGCCGCGCGGUGCAAGAGGCAGCGGAACAGAGCUGGCGCCGCCUGCGCGAUGCUGCCCGCCGCCGCUGCGGCCGGCGGCGGCGGCGACGACGACAAGCGGGUCGUGCCGACAGGCUCCAACCCCCUGCACAACCGAUGACAAGAUCUUGCACGAUUGCAGAGGCAAGGACGUGGAGGAUCUCCGUCGCACUUGCUCUGCGUGCGUCGUGCUCGUGCGUCAUUCCAUGGCGGAUUGGUUGGCGGCGCGAGGGGAAGUGUAGCGGAGGAGAACUCCAUGGCCACUGAUCUAGCUAGCCUCCAGCUAGGGAGUAGUAGGAUUAUAGUAGCGUAUAUAACCAGUUACUACUAACUAACUAGUGGUUCUUGUUCCAUGGCCGCUCUGGUAUCGGCGUUCGUCAGAGCCGACGAACUGUUGUAAGCCACGGUUUGGAACGCCGGAAUUUCGUGGGAUUUCCAAGGAAAUUGCAUGUUUCUCCCGUGAAAUUCUCGCGUUCCAAACAAGACCUCAAGACUGGGAAAAGAUGCUGGUUUCCUCUUAUCUUCUCUGGU
This is a messenger RNA of Zea mays, 946 nucleotides long. RefSeq lists its product as uncharacterized. The record is from RefSeq and is a predicted model, not a curated record. The transcript has a single exon. Lineage: Eukaryota; Viridiplantae; Streptophyta; Magnoliopsida; Poales; Poaceae. The coding region runs from base 234 to 536 and encodes 100 amino acids.